Messenger RNA from Lachancea thermotolerans CBS 6340, 2574 nucleotides. It is a transcript of the gene VPS35, whose product is annotated as retromer subunit VPS35. The record is from RefSeq and is a predicted model, not a curated record. The coding region runs from base 1 to 2574 and encodes 857 amino acids. Lineage: Eukaryota; Fungi; Ascomycota; Saccharomycetes; Saccharomycetales; Saccharomycetaceae. Gene Ontology annotation, biological process: retrograde transport, endosome to Golgi; intracellular protein transport. The transcript has a single exon. Gene Ontology annotation, cellular component: late endosome; retromer complex; retromer, cargo-selective complex.
AUGUCGUAUGCUGAGAAUAUCGAGCAAGCGAUCUCCAACUGCAGGCAGCAGACUGUGCUUAUGCAGCGCUGUCUGUCGCAGGGGAAGCUCAUGGAUGCUCUGAAACACACGUCAAUCAUGCUCACGGAGCUUAGGAGCCCCACCUUGUCUCCCAAGCAGUACUACGAGCUCUACAUUCUGAUUUACGACUCUUUGAGUAUACUCUCCAGCUACUUCGUCGAAUGCCACCCGAAGAAGCACCACCUGGCAGACCUGUACGAGUUGGUUCAGUACGCUGGUAACAUUUUGCCCAGGCUGUACUUGAUGAUCACCGUUGGUAGCAGCUACCUCCAGUCUUCCGACGCUCCCCGGGAGGAAAUCCUCAAAGACAUGAUUGAGAUGUGCAAGGGUGUGCAGAAUCCCAUCAGAGGCCUGUUUCUGAGGUACUACCUCUCUCAACGAACAAAACCUUUCUUUGAGACUGAAGACCCCGAGGCUAAGAGAGCAAAUAUAAGCUUGAUCGUUGCCAAUUUUAUCGAGAUGAAUAAACUUUGGGUUCGCCUGCAGCAUCAGGGCCCCUUGCGUGAGCGCGAACAGCGUACUCGCGAACGCAAAGAGCUUAAGAUUCUUGUCGGUACCAAUUUGGUUAGGCUCUCGCAAAUUGUUGAAUCUGAUUUCGCGAUGUACAGGGAUGAGAUCUUGCCGCUGGUGCUCGAACAAGUGGUUCAGUGUAGAGAUAUCGUCUCGCAAGAGUAUCUGCUUGACGUUAUUUGUCAAGUUUUCCCUGACGAGUUUCAUUUGGGUACUUUAUCAGAACUUUUAAGCACUACUUUAAAGCUCAGCCCGGCUGCUCCAGUGAACGAAGUGGUCCUUACAUUGGUUGAAAGACUCAACGGAUACAUAGACAGACAGGAACAUCCGGGGCCUGAUGAACUUGCUAAGAAACUUGAGUCUCUUGACAUUUCCAGUGAAAGCCAGAAUGUCUUUUUUGUUUUUUGGAAGUUUCUCAACCAGCUUAAUGAGGAAAGGCCUGAUUUGUCAUUACAAGAGUUUGCUCCUAUUAUCAAAGGAAUUUUGAAACUAACGUUAAGAUGGUAUCCCGAUAAUUUAAGCAACGUGGAUGUCCUUUUAAAAUUCAUGUAUGAAAAGUGCAAAGAAAGCGGCCAGACUGUACCUGAAGACUACGACUAUCUGUUUCAGGAGCUGCUUUUGGCUAACGACUUGAGGCAUGAUCCACGCUUUUUCUACCAGGUCCUCACAAAGUGCGAAUCUUACCAAAAAUUAUUCCGUGUCCAGAACAAGGGCCUGCAAAAGUUCUGUGUCAACGAGAUUCUUGAUGCGAUUACUCACGCGGAUCUGCGCAUAAGCUCUGAAACUGAGCUCCAAAAGAUUCUGGGCGUUUGCGAGGUCAUGAUAGAGGUUGGCGCCGAAAAGGCGAGCUCUUCCUUGAUACUUGAUGAGGAUGACGGCACGGAUGCUGAAAAAUGGUCCUUGAAUGCCGACCAGGAGAAACUCGCCAAAAUUGCACAUUUGUGCUACAAUAAAUCCAUUGAGAAACAUACCGAACUCUUAAUAGCUUGUCGGGAAUGGUUCCAAAAGGGAGACAAAAACGCAAAGUAUCUCUACCCGGCUGUAAUAUGCAAUAUAUGGAAGCUGAUCCGGAAAUGCCAGUUGAUGAUCAAAAGGAAACCACAACGCCGUGAAAAGAUGAGCACCACCAUCAAGCAGCUCUUCAAACUUGCUUCAAGAACUAUCAACGAACUUUAUAACACCUGCGAGGGAGGGUGCCUUGAUUUACUCUACAAGCUCAACUUGCAGACAGCCUCCCUUGCAGACCAGCUAGAGCUUGGUGACAUUGCCUAUGACUUUUUCUCCCAGGCCUUCACUAUAUUUGAAGAGUCACUAAGCGAUUCGAGGACGCAAUUCCAGGCUAUUGUCAACAUGGCACAGACAUUGCAGAAAACGCGGUCUCUGUAUGCAGAAUCCAGCUAUGAUACCCUAAUAACAAGAUGCACUUUGCAUGGAUCAAAGCUGCUGAAAAAGCAGGAUCAAUGUAGAGCUGUCUAUACGUGCUCUCACUUGUGGUGGGCCACUGAGAUAUCAUUGCUCGGUGAAGAGGAAGGUGUUACUGAUAAUUUCUUUCGCGAAGGAAAGCGUGUACUGGAAUGCUUGCAACGCUCGCUGAGGGUAGCGGAUUCUAUCAUGGAUAACGUUCAGAGCUGCCAGUUAAUGGUGGAGAUUUUGAAUAGAUGUUGCUACUACUUUGUUCAUGGUGACGAGAACUCCACGCAUGUUGGCACUAAAUACAUUAACGGGCUAAUCGAGCUCAUCAAAACCAACCUAAAGUCCCUCAAGAUGGAAGCAAACCAGGGCGAAGAUAGUGGAGAAAGGUUUUUUAUUGGUACUGACGGCUCAUACAUUCAUCAAAGCCCCGUCAACAGCGUCAGCGCGGUGUAUAACAAACCGCCUACGUCGAAAGGCAACAAUUUGGCUUCUGUUCCAAUCGAAUUCUUUCAGAGGACAUUGCAAUAUAUAGAAGAUCAGAAGGACGUCGACGAGAGGUUCAAGGCGAUUUCUGUUGGCUCCACGUCCUGA